This is a messenger RNA of Chanos chanos (milkfish), 990 nucleotides long. It is a transcript of the gene clvs2, whose product is annotated as clavesin 2. Gene Ontology annotation, biological process: lysosome organization. Bases 1 to 990 code for a protein of 329 amino acids. Gene Ontology annotation, molecular function: phosphatidylinositol bisphosphate binding. NCBI's taxonomy places the organism in Eukaryota, Metazoa, Chordata, Actinopteri, Gonorynchiformes, Chanidae. Gene Ontology annotation, cellular component: endosome; clathrin-coated vesicle; trans-Golgi network. The transcript has 5 exons. The record is from RefSeq and is a predicted model, not a curated record.
AUGACUCAUUUGCAAGCAGGCCUGUCGCCGGAAACAUUGGAGAAAGCAAAGGUGGAGUUAAAGGAGAAUCCCGACACCUUACAUCAGGACAUACAGGAGGUGAGGGAUAUGAUCAUCACUCGUCCAGACAUUGGCUUUCUCAGGACAGACGAUGCUUUUAUCCUGCGCUUCCUCAGAGCGCGUAAGUUUAACCAUUUCGAGGCGUUCCGCCUCUUGGCCCAAUAUUUCGAGUAUCGUCAGCAGAACCUGGACAUGUUUAAAAACUUGAAAGCAACCGAUCCUGGGAUAAAGCAAGCUCUCAAAGACGGCUUCCCAGGGGUUCUAUCGAAUUUGGACAGAUACGGCAGGAAAAUACUGGUUCUCUUCGCGGCGAACUGGGAUCAAAGCAGGUAUACAUUUGUGGAUAUACUGCGUGCUAUUUUGUUGUCACUGGAGGCAAUGAUUGAAGACCCUGAACUACAGGUAAAUGGAUUUGUGCUGAUCAUCGACUGGAGCAACUUCACAUUCAAACAGGCUUCCAAACUAACCCCGAGCAUGCUGAGGCUAGCCAUUGAAGGGCUACAGGACAGUUUUCCAGCCAGGUUCGGAGGGAUCCAUUUUGUCAACCAGCCGUGGUACAUCCAUGCUUUGUACACUGUCAUACGUCCCUUCCUGAAGGACAAAACCAGGAAAAGGAUCUUCAUGCAUGGGAACAAUCUCAACAGUCUGCACCAGCUGAUUGUCCCAGAGAUCCUGCCCUCAGAGCUGGGGGGUAUGCUUCCCCCUUACGACAUGGGCACCUGGGCCAGGACCUUACUGGACCAUGCCUACGAUGAGGAGACAGACUACUGCCCUGAGUCCUACACACUGUCAGUUAAAGACCUUGAGAAGGACUUGUCUCCCAAAACCAUGAAGAGGUCCCAGUCUGUGGUGGAGCCGGGAGUGCUGAAAAGGCCAGAGAAAGUGAAGAGUGAAGAGGAGAACACACAACCACUGCUCUCGUUGGACUAA